This is a messenger RNA of Debaryomyces fabryi, 957 nucleotides long. It is a transcript of the gene PGA34, whose product is annotated as Pga34p. The record is from RefSeq and is a predicted model, not a curated record. NCBI's taxonomy places the organism in Eukaryota, Fungi, Ascomycota, Pichiomycetes, Serinales, Debaryomycetaceae. The coding region runs from base 1 to 957 and encodes 318 amino acids. The transcript has a single exon.
AUGUUAGUUGGAUGUAUUUUACCUUUAGCCUUAUUGGCUGCUGCUGGUGUUGAAGCUGCUGAAACAACCACCUUACAACUGACUAUUACUGUCACUAAAACUGUGUAUACCCCAGAAGAAUCAUCCUCGAUAUCUGCUGCUUCUGAAGCUUCUGAAGCUUCUGCUGCCUCUGUUGCCUCUGUUUCCAAAGUUUCUGCUGCUAGUGCUGCUUCUGCUUCAUCUGCUAGUGCUGUUUCCGCUUCUGAAGCUUCUGAAGUCAGUGCUGCUUCUGCUGCUUCUGUUGCUUCUGCUGCUUCUGUUGCUUCCGCUGCUUCCGCUGCUUCCAAGGCUUCUGUUGCUUCUGCUGCUUACAAGGCUUCUGCUGCUUCUGCUGCUUCCGAAGCCUCUGCUGCCUCUGCUGCCUCUGUCGCUUCUGACUCUUCUGCAAGUGCUGCUUCCGCUUCUGAAGCUUCCGAAGCCAGUGCUGCUUCUGCUGCUUCGAAGGCAUCUGUUGCUUCUGAAGUCUCUGUUGCAUCUGUUGCAUCUGUUGCAUCUGCUUCUUCUGCAAGUGCCGCUGUUGCCGCCGCUAAAUUGACUUCUGUCGCCCCUGCUCCUACUGCAGACUUAAACGCUUUGAAAGAUAAUGCUGUUGUUGGCCAAUUUAGAGCUGUGAAUCAAACAACAACAAGUGCACCAUCAUCUUCUACUUUAGUCGCUGCUAAUACCGGUUACAAUGCUACUGUUAUUGGAGGCCAUACCAGUAAGAAUACUACUGUUGUUGGGGGUCAUCACAGCAAGAACACAACUUCUGCUAGCAAAAAGCACUCUUCAACAUCUUCAUCUGGCAGAUCCUCUACUAAGGGUUCAUCUGGCUCUUCAAGUUCAACCUCUAACGCAGGCGCUAUUGCUAACUUUGGUGAUGCAGGCAAGGGUGUUGCCUUAGGUUUAGUCGGUGUUGUAGCAGCUGCACUCUUAUAA